UGCGGUGGAGGCCAGAAGACUGCAAGUGGCGAAAAAAACUAUUCAGUGUGUUUAACACUUAUUUUUGGGAAUGCCAUUAAACAGAUAUUUUCACAGGACUUAUUUUUGCAAAUAGUCUUCCCAAAAUUUUUAUUUUGCAGGACUUAAAUUUGCAAAUAUUUAUUCCACAAUAAUUAUUCUGCACAAAUUUAUCCCGCAUUAAUUAAUACACAUAAGGUGGUUCAAUCAUAUAAAAAUGAUUCUUGAGCAGGCAAAUUAGCGAAUUACAGAUUUUAGUUUCUUUUAGACCCGCAGAUUUUGCUAAUAUUUACGUAUCCUGUUAACCUUGGAUAUUUCCUAAUAAUUUAGAUAUUUCAAAAUGGAAAAAACUGGAAUAAAUGCUAAAACACAGAAGAAGAAUGCUAAAACUAAAUUGGACAUCUGCUUUCAGCACUGCUUUACAGAAAGAAUAAUCCAGCGACAUACCCUGGCUGCUGCAGUGUGUGAAAUAUUAAAACAUACAAUGUUUAUGAGAUAUCAAAUACCAACACCCUUUUCUGUGCUUCAAAAUGAAGUAUGUCAUGGUACAGAAGCACAAACACAGACAAUGAUACCAAAGAAAUCUGUAUUGAAAAAAUCAAAAUUUGUUAAAAACUUUGCGCUUUGUUUAAAUGCUGUAAGUGAUAUUGUUAAAUUAGGAAAAGUUCAAAGGAUAUUUGUACUUUUUGGUUCAACUAUUGUCAGCCCAAAAGAGACAAUUACAAUUGAUAUAACAAAAGUUUAUACGGACGACAUGGAAGACAUUGUGAAUACUGAAAUUGAAUCUUAUAGUAAAAAGGUUUGCAGAACAUUAAUGCGUGAAAUUGUUACAAAUGAAGAAUUAGCAAAUAUAUCGAAGUUACCACCCAGAAAGAUAUUCAUUGUAUUACAUUUACAGAAACCAAUGCCACUUGAGUAUACAAGUGACAUUUUUCUACCAAAAGUUCAAUAUAGACUGCCCUCUCGUGGGGUUUUUCAUACAUUCCAAUUAAGCUCACAAGAACAUUUUGAAAAUGUUUGCGAUGGUGUGGUAAAUGGAUUUGGAAAAUUAAAUUUAAACGAGUCAGAUUACUGGUAUGCUUCUACGUUAGAUUUACAUGGAUUCAAAGAAACUUUACCUGCUGCCAAUGGUACAGGCUGGAUGUAGGUCUACUUUAUUGUUUUAUUGACACACAUUGAAUCAGACAUUCAGUUUGACAUGCCAUAUUAGGAAUUUGAAGAAUUAUUAUAUUAACUGGAUGUGGUCGAUUUUAAUCCUUCAUCAGACAUACAAAAGCAAAACAGUAUAAAUAGAUAAUUUUUAAUAGCAAUUAUAGAAAAAUAUAAUUAAUCAAUUUGUUUUUAAAGCAAACUAUAACUGAUUACCGUGAUGGCUUUUAAAAAAUAUAAAUCUAUGUUUUUUUAUUUAAGCUGUACUUUCUAAAACUUGUAAAUAUAAUUUUAUACUGAUUUCUUGGUUUAAAGCGGUAUCAAAAUUCGUGUACACAAACCACCUUAUACAAUUAUGAUUUAAUACUGUCUAGAUAUAAUUGCUUUGUGUUUUUUAAUAUGCUUCUGGUUAUUCAAUUUUUAAAUACUUAUUUUGACAAUUCAACAAGAGGGAAGUUAAAAAAAAGUUGUUUAUCUCGUUUUUUACAAGACACCACAGGGAUGUAUGUAUUAAUAUUAUAUAUAUUUAUAUUUUUAUUUAUAAUUCCUGUAUGUUUAUUUUUGGCAGAUUUCUGGAAAGCUAGUAAUU
Messenger RNA from Hydractinia symbiolongicarpus, 1756 nucleotides. Its product is annotated as MAD2L1-binding protein-like. The transcript has a single exon. Bases 359 to 1165 code for a protein of 268 amino acids. The record is from RefSeq and is a predicted model, not a curated record. Gene Ontology annotation, cellular component: nucleus. Lineage: Eukaryota; Metazoa; Cnidaria; Hydrozoa; Anthoathecata; Hydractiniidae. Gene Ontology annotation, biological process: regulation of exit from mitosis.